AUGCAGGGCAGCUGUCAGGACUCGUUGAUUGAAUUGGGAAGCACAUACUUGUUGCCAUGGCACAUGUCUCUACAUGAAUUCACUCUUUUUAAACAGACCGGCAACAUCAUUUCAACUCUAAUUUGUGAUGCUCUUGUUAACUUUGUGCCAUCUAUUCCCAUCAACUUCUUCAUAGUCCAAGAACAACCAUACAAACUCCCCUCAGUGAUGCGGCAUCACGGUGCUGAGAAUGUAGGAGAAGGGAAUGCAGACAGCGCUGAGUGUGCUGUCGAAAUCUCCAAUACGUCUAUUGAACGCCAAGGAUUUGUUGCUCGACAUCGUCGAGCCAGGUCGCUAGUGUCCGAACAGGACCUUGUCCGGUUUCGCGCUGAGGUGUUAGGCAUUUCACCCACAAGUAGUGGAACUCUCGACGCCGCCGAUGAGGACGACGAGCUAACGGAGCUUAAUCUCGCGUUUUCUUCUGCAAGCAUGUCAAUGACCAGCAACACCUCUAGCAGCGCCAGCAGCACAGGUCCGCCCCCUUCUCCCAACUCCAAUUCGCCUGCUGGCACGGGUCCCUUCGCCACUCUUUACGAUCACAGCAAUAACAACAAUAACGGCAAUAGCUUCAAUUCGUCUGGUCCCGUCAUGGCGGGCAUGUCUCGUCAGAUCCCGAGUCCCAGUACCCCUUCUACCCAAAAUGGGGGAAUGGCGCCGAUGAACGUCGGGAUGCCAGUCAAUGCCGGACACCAAAUGGAUCUCAAUCAUCUUUACGAGAUGGUUUUGGAGCUCAGUGAUGUGUUGAAAAAUAAUCGCGACAUGACGAAAGGGAUUAUUGACAGUGCUGAGGAAAUUAUGGUUGGCGAUCCUGCUCCCUUUCUGUUAUUUCCCCUUCAUGUGUUUAAACGCGCCGCCGCAGAGGGUGCCAGUCCAACGCUCCAACAGGUCAACGGUGAAGUAUCAGAAAACACCAAAUUGAUUGGGGAGUACGAAACGGCCGUCGGCACUAUGGUGGAACAGAUCCGCAACUACUGCCAGAACAAUAACAUGCACUACCUCGCCCAGAGACGCCACUACAGUAAUCUCCUCCAAGCUGAACGUGACGCCCACCUCGAGAGCCGCCUGGACAGAGACAAUUGGCACGCUAAGGCAAUGAGAUGCUCUGAAAUGAUCCGCACCGCGUACCGUCUUCGCUGCGACGAAGAAGAAGUCCCCAUCCGGAUUAUAUCUGGGUUGCAGAAUGAGGUUCGUGCAUACCGCAAUGCUUUGGGCAUGGAGCCUGAGAAACCGGAGGAAGAGUAUGGGUGGGAAAUACUCAAGGACCUUCCUGCUGGUGUGGAUUAA
Molecule: messenger RNA, 1323 nt
Organism: Histoplasma mississippiense
Lineage: Eukaryota; Fungi; Ascomycota; Eurotiomycetes; Onygenales; Ajellomycetaceae
Exons: 5
Coding region: 1-1323 (440 amino acids)
Source: RefSeq, a predicted model, not a curated record